This is a messenger RNA of Chiroxiphia lanceolata (lance-tailed manakin), 2425 nucleotides long. It is a transcript of the gene PARP3, whose product is annotated as poly(ADP-ribose) polymerase family member 3. The record is from RefSeq and is a predicted model, not a curated record. NCBI's taxonomy places the organism in Eukaryota, Metazoa, Chordata, Aves, Passeriformes, Pipridae. Gene Ontology annotation, cellular component: site of double-strand break. Gene Ontology annotation, molecular function: NAD+ poly-ADP-ribosyltransferase activity. The transcript has 11 exons.
UCAUCCCUGCCUGUUGCCUAGGGGAAAAGUUUCUUCUCCAGGACAAAGGCUGUUGGAGACUCCUCGACAGGCAACCCCAGGCAGCAGGAGCAGGACUUUGCUGGAGGAUUAAGGCUGAGUUGCCCCCGUGGGGAGGCUGAGUCAUGGCUUCCAAGUGCCCUGCAUCCUGCUUGACACAGCACGACGGCAGGGAAAUGAUAGCGAAAGGGGAAGAGGAGGAUGACACCUGGAGCUCCACCUUGGCAGCCCUCAAAACUGCCCCCAGGGAGAAGCCCCCUGCCAGGAUCGAUGGGCUGUGCCCCCUGAGCACAGCACCAGGUGCCCAGGUCUACAAGGACUACGACUGCACCCUGAACCAGACCAACAUCAGUGCCAACAACAACAAGUUCUACAUCAUCCAGCUCCUUGAGCACAACGGUGCCUACAGUGUCUGGAGCCGCUGGGGCCGUGUGGGGGAGGUGGGCCAGUCCAAGCUCAUGCCCUGCGCCUCCCUGGAGGCUGCCAAGAAGGACUUUGAGAAGAAGUUUCGGGAGAAGACCAAGAACAGCUGGGCUUCAAAGGAAAACUUCAUUGCCCAGCCGGGGAAGUACACACUCAUCGAGGUGCAGCCAGGGGCUGGGCAGGAGGUGGAGGUUGCCCUCAAGGUGAGUACAACAGGCAGCUGGGGUGUCACCACAUGGGUGCUGCCCUGCACCUUGGACAAGGACACACAGGAGCUGGUGUCCCCCAUCUUCAGCAGUGACAUGUUCCGGGAUGCCAUGCAGACCAUGAAUAUUGACGUGAAGAAGAUGCCGCUGGGGAAGCUGAGCAAGCAGCAGAUUGCGAGGGGCUUUGAGGCACUGGAGGAGCUGGAGGCAGCGCUGCAGGAGCAGCCCCCCCAGGCCUCUCGCCUGGAGGAGCUCUCCUCCCGCUUCUACACCAUCGUCCCCCACAACUUUGGGCGGGCACGGCCACCCCCCAUCAACUCCCCUGACCUGCUCCGUGCCAAGAAGGACAUGCUGUUGAUGCUGGCUGGCAAUGAGGUGGCACAGAGCCUGCAGGCACAGAAAGUGAAGGAGGAGGAGGAGGAGAAAGAAGUCCCCCAUCCACUGGAUCAGGAUUAUGGCCUGCUCUGCUGCCAGCUUUCCCAGCUGGACUCACCUUCCCAGUAAUAAGGGCUGAUCCAAAACUACGUGACACAGACUGGGCACAACCUCCGCAUCCUCAACAUCUGGCAGAUGGCCCAAGCUGGUGAGGAUGAGCGCUUCAAAGCCCACGACCUCCUGGAGCACCGGCGCCUGCUUUGGCACGGCACCAACGUGGCGGUGGUGGCGGCCAUCCUGAAGAGCGGGCUGCGCAUCAUGCCACACUCAGGAGGGCGUGUGGGCAAGAGCAUCUACUUUGCCUCUGAGAACAGCAAAUCAGCCUGCUACGUGGGCUGCACAUCCAAGAAUGUUGGCAUCAUGUUCCUGACGGAGGUGGCCCUGGGCAAGCCCUACCGCAUCACCCGUGAUGACCCCUCGCUGUGUCAGCCACCUGCUGGCUAUGACAGUGUCCUGGCCUGUGGCCAGACAGAGCCAGACCCUGCACAGGAUGAGGAGGUGCUGCUGGAUGGCAAGAAGGUGCUAGUGUGCCAAGGCAAGCCCAUCCCCAUGCCUGCCUACAAGAACUCCUCCUUCCGCCAGAGCGAGUACCUCAUCUACCAGGAAAGCCAGUGCCGGAUCCGCUACCUUGUCCAGCUCCGCUUCUGAGGGUGCCCAGGAAUCCUGUGGCCCUGGCCCAGCACCAGCUGGUGAUGCCCACCAGCCCAGAGGAUAGUGAUCUGUACUCUGGCCACCUCACCUGGGGCUUGGCAAGGAACAGGCUGGUGUGGGGACAGAGCUUGCCUUGAGGUGAAUAAAAGUACCAUGCCUUGUACUGAACGGUGCUUGUGCUUUCCUGCCCUCGGUAAGGUGCAUGUAGUGUAGGGAAGGGUGGAGGUGGGUCCCUGAAGGGGUGGCAGCGGGUGACUCUGGAGGGGCUGCAGCCUUCAGAGAUAAAAUCUGGUGGCUUUGAGAGCCAUCUGCCCUUGUCACUUUAGCAAGGCACACGGCUCAUGCCCAUCACCGUGGCAUCAGAGCUAUAAAGGAUGAGCAAGAUCUGCUUCCCUGCCUGGGCAUGGCAGAACAUCCUGAGGGUGAGUGCCUGCCCUGACUCUAGUGCCAUUCUUGGUGCCGUGCCUGCUGCCCUGCCCCAGCCUGGCAGCCAUGCCAAGCCCCUUUCCAUGCUCACUUUUGCCAGAGAAGAGCAACUCCCAGCUGUGUUACCCCGAUGCCCCAUGAGCAUCCACGUGCCAGUGGAGAGGAGUUGCUGCAGACCUGCCUGUGGCUCUGACCCUCAAGCCCUGGUGACUCGGGGGCUGAGCUGUUCUUGUGGAAGGACCAGGCUUGGUGCAGCGGGUGGCCAU